Molecule: messenger RNA, 2498 nt
Organism: Marmota flaviventris (yellow-bellied marmot)
Lineage: Eukaryota; Metazoa; Chordata; Mammalia; Rodentia; Sciuridae
Gene: Loxl2
Product: lysyl oxidase like 2
Biological process (GO): peptidyl-lysine oxidation; collagen fibril organization
Cellular component (GO): membrane
Molecular function (GO): copper ion binding; protein-lysine 6-oxidase activity
Source: RefSeq, a predicted model, not a curated record
CUGCGGCGACGGGAGCGGAGAGGGGCCACCGUGGAGAGCCCAGUCCCGGCCCGGCCACAGCGGACCCCUGCUGCCAAGAGGCCCCUGCUGCUUCCCCUGCCUGCCCCUGACUCCUCAGGGCUCCUUCUGAGGGAUCCUCCCAUCGCAGACGAGGAUGGCGAGGCCUGUCUGCCCCUGCCUCUGCAGCUCUUUGGCCUUGCUUGCCUUCCUGCCCUCCCUGAGCCUGGCGCAGUACGAGAGUUGGCCCUACCAGCUCCAGUACCCCGAGUAUUUCCAGCAGCCAGCUCCAGAGUACCACCAGCCCCAGGUGCCUUCUGAUGUGGCCAAGAUCCAGGUGCGCCUGGCAGGGCAGAAACGGAAGCACAGCGAGGGCCGCGUGGAGGUCUACUACAACGGCCAGUGGGGCACGGUGUGCGACGACGACUUCUCCAUCCACGCGGCGCACGUCGUCUGCCGAGAGCUGGGAUAUGUGGAGGCCAAGUCCUGGACCGCCAGCUCCUCCUACGGCAAGGGCGAAGGGCUCAUCUGGUUGGACAAUGUCCACUGCACUGGCAAAGAGGCGACCCUGGCAGCCUGCUCCUCCAAUGGCUGGGGUGUCACCGACUGCAAGCACACAGAAGACGUUGGCGUGGUGUGCAGUGAUAAAAGGAUUCCUGGGUUCAAAUUUGACAAUUUGUUGUUCAACCAGAUAGAGAACCUGAACAUCCAGGUGGAGAACAUCCGGAUCCGCUCCAUCUUCUCAGCCUUCCGCCAUCGCAUGCCCGUGACAGAGGGCUACGUGGAGGUGAAGGAGGGCAAGACCUGGAGACCGAUCUGUGACAAGCACUGGACGGCCAAGAAUUCCCACGUGGUGUGUGGCAUGUUGGGCUUCCCCAGAGAGAAGAUCUACAACACCAAGGCAUACAAAAUGUCUGCCCCUCGGAGGAAGCAGCACUACUGGCGGUUCUCCAUGAACUGCACCGGCACGGAGACCCACAUCUCCAGUUGCAAGCUGGGCCCCCAUGUGUCUUGGGACCCUGUGAAGAACAUCACCUGUGAGAAUGGACAGCCAGCUGUGGUCAGUUGUGUGCCUGGCCAGAUCUUCAGCCCUGAUGGGCCUUCGAGGUUCCGGAAGGCCUACAAACCAGAGCAACCCCUGGUGCGGCUGCGAGGUGGUGCCCAGGUCGGGGAGGGCCGAGUGGAGGUGCUCAAGAACGGAGAAUGGGGGACCGUCUGUGACGACAAGUGGGACCUGGUGUCGGCCAGCGUGGUCUGCAGAGAGCUGGGCUUCGGGACUGCCAAAGAGGCCGUCACAGGCUCCCGGCUGGGUCAAGGGAUGGGACCCAUCCACCUCAAUGAGGUCCAGUGCACGGGGACGGAGAAGUCCAUCAUAGAGUGCAAACUCAACACGGAGACCCAGGGCUGCAGCCACGAGGAGGACGCUGGCGUGAGAUGUAACAUCCCUGUCAUGGGCUUUCAGAAAAAGCUGCGCCUCAGUGGGGGCCGCAAUCCCUAUGAGGGCCGAGUGGAGGUGCUGACAGAGAGAAACGGGUCCCUCGUGUGGGGGACAGUGUGUGGCGAGAACUGGGGCAUCGUGGAGGCCAUGGUGGUCUGCCGGCAGCUGGGCCUGGGGUUCGCCAGCAAUGCCUUCCAGGAGACCUGGUAUUGGCACGGGAAUGUCUACACCAACAAAGUGGUCAUGAGCGGAGUGAAGUGUUCGGGAACGGAGCUGUCCCUGGCUCACUGCCGCCAGGAUGAGGACGUGGUCUGCCCCCAGGGUGGGGUACAGUAUGGGGCCGGAGUCGCCUGCUCAGAAACCGCCCCUGACCUGGUCCUCAAUGCCGAGAUGGUCCAGCAGACCGCCUACCUGGAGGACCGGCCCAUGUUCAUGCUGCAGUGCGCCAUGGAGGAGAACUGCCUCUCGGCCUCGGCCGCCCAGACCAACCCCACCACGGGCUACCGGCGCCUGCUGCGCUUCUCCUCCCAGAUCCACAACAACGGCCAGUCCGACUUCCGCCCCAAGAAUGGCCGCCACGCGUGGAUCUGGCACGACUGCCACAGGCACUACCACAGCAUGGAAGUGUUCACCCACUAUGACCUGCUAAACCUCAAUGGCACCAAGGUGGCAGAGGGCCACAAGGCCAGCUUCUGCUUGGAGGACACAGAAUGUGAAGGAGACAUUCAGAAGAAUUACGAAUGCGCCAACUUUGGUGAGCAAGGCAUCACCAUGGGCUGCUGGGACAUGUACCGCCAUGACAUUGACUGCCAGUGGAUCGACAUCACCGACGUGCCCCCUGGAGACUACCUGUUUCAGGUUGUCAUUAACCCCAACUAUGAGGUCCCAGAAUCUGACUUCUCCAACAACAUCAUGAAGUGCAGGAGCCGCUACGAUGGCCACCGCAUCUGGAUGUACAACUGCCACAUAGGUGGUUCCUUCAGUGAUGAGACAGAACAAAAGUUUGAACAGUUCAGUGGACUCUUAAAUAACCAGCUCUCGACGCAGUAGAGAAGGCUCCUGG